Symbiodinium pilosum is the source of this 1530-nucleotide messenger RNA. Lineage: Eukaryota; Dinophyceae; Suessiales; Symbiodiniaceae. The record is from the annotation of a GenBank genome assembly.
AUGGCAGAAAUCAAGCGCAGUUUCAAUGAUGAGAUGGGAUUUCUCAAGCGGGAAGAUUCUACCUGCUAUUCCAUCCGACCGGGAUUUGUGACUGGUAUGAAUGUGCCCGGCAAGUUCUACGUCAAUGAUCAGCUUGAACGACUGAUGAUUGACGAGCUGCGGAGCUUCAGCAGGCAGUCCCACAAUGCGGGUGGAUUUCUGCCCGCCGUGAAGCAGAUUGGCAAUGUGGCAGCUCUGCCUGGUAUUGUCAAGUACUCAAUUGGCCUACCGGACAUUCACAGCGGAUACGGCUUCGCUAUUGGAAACGUAGCUGCCUUCGACAUGGGUCUUCCAGACGCAGUUGUUUCUCCUGGCGGUGUGGGGUUUGACAUCAAUUGUGGUGUCAGACUCGUGCGGACGAACCUCCUCUAUUCAGAUGUGCAACCUGUGAAGGAGACUCUGGCACAGUCGCUCUUUGAUCACAUCCCAGUUGGAGUUGGCUCAAUGGGCAUCAUUCCCACAAAAGAGCAGGACCUCGAGGAGGCACUGCAGCUUGGCAUUGACUUCUCGCUCAGAGAAGGCUAUGCAUGGCCGGAGGACAAGGAGCACUGCGAAGAGUAUGGACGCAUGCUGAAUGCCGACCCGGGCAAAGUCUCCAGCCGAGCAAAAAAGCGUGGCCUGCCUCAGCUUGGCACACUCGGUGCAGGGAACCAUUAUGCCGAGAUUCAGGUGGUGGAUGAAAUCUAUGAUGAGUUCGUGGCCAAAAAGAUGGGCAUUGACCAAAAGGGACAGGUUUGUGUCAUGAUCCAUUCUGGAAGCCGUGGGCUGGGACAUCAGGUUGCAACUGAUGCGCUAGUGGACAUGGAGCGGGCGAUGACGCGGGACAAUAUCCGCACCAAUGACCGUCAGUUGGCGUGUGCACGAAUCCACUCCGACGAGGGCCAGAACUACCUGAAGGGCAUGUCCGCCGCCGCCAACUAUGCGUGGGUGAACCGCUCCUCCAUGACUUUCUUGACGCGACAGGCUUUUGCCAAGGUCUUCAACCAGUCUCCUGAGGACUUGGACAUGCAUGUCAUCUACGAUGUUUCGCACAACAUUGCAAAGGUUGAAGAACACUUUGUUGAUGGCCAGUGCAAGCAACUCUUGGUCCACAGGAAAGGAUCCACGCGGGCAUUCCCGCCCCACCAUCCGCUCAUCCCGGUUGACUACCAGCUGACCGGCCAACCUGUCAUUGUCGGAGGCACGAUGGGCACCUGCUCCUAUGUGCUGACAGGCACCGACAAAGGCAUGAGAGAGACUUUUGGCAGCACUUGCCAUGGAGCUGGGCGUGCCCUGAGUCGGAACAAGUCACGAAACAACCUUGACUAUGGCGAUGUCCUGAAGAGAUUAGAGGAUAUGGGCAUCUCCAUUCGAGUUGCCUCGCCGAAGCUCAUUAUGGAGGAAGCUCCCGAGAGCUACAAGGAUGUCACUCAGGUGGUGCAGACCUGCCAUGACGCUGGCAUCUCCAAAAAAGCCAUCAAGCUGAAGCCGGUCGCUGUUGUGAAGGGUUAA